Drechmeria coniospora is the source of this 2421-nucleotide messenger RNA. RefSeq names its product aconitate hydratase. Lineage: Eukaryota; Fungi; Ascomycota; Sordariomycetes; Hypocreales; Ophiocordycipitaceae. The record is from RefSeq and is a predicted model, not a curated record. The transcript is spliced from 2 exons. Gene Ontology annotation, biological process: tricarboxylic acid cycle. Bases 1 to 2421 code for a protein of 806 amino acids. Gene Ontology annotation, molecular function: aconitate hydratase activity; 4 iron, 4 sulfur cluster binding. Gene Ontology annotation, cellular component: cytosol; mitochondrion.
AUGGCGCCCAUUGAACUAGCAGCACGUUCCGGAGGCGGCAUGGCGCGUACCUUGAGACGCGCCGCACGACUCCCCGCCGUUUGCCUGUCCUCGACCACUGCACGAAAGCUCUCGAGCGUCAAGUCGCUGCCGCCGACCUACGAGAGGCUUUUCAACAAGUACACGGAUGUCCGUAAAGUCCUGGGCAGGCAGCGGCUCACGCUCGCCGAGAAGAUCCUCUACAGUCACCUCCACAACGUCGAGGAGUCCCUCCUCACCAACACGGACAAUGGGCGAAGCAUCCGCGGCAAGGCCAACCUGCGCCUCAACCCCGACCGGGUCAACAUGCAGGAUGCGUCGGCGCAGAUGGCCCUGCUGCAGUUCAUGUCCUGCAACCUCGCCCGCCCGGCCAUCCCCGCGAGCAUCCACUGCGACCACUUGAUUGUCGGCUCCAAGGGUGCCGCGAGCGACCUCGAGGCGGGCAUCGAGACCAACAAGGAGGUCUUUGACUUUCUCGAGUCGGCCGCCCGCAAGUUCGGCAUGGACUUUUGGCCCCCCGGCGCCGGCAUCAUCCACCAGACGGUGCUGGAGAACUACGCCCUGCCUGGGCUGAUGAUGCUGGGCACCGACUCUCACUCGCCCAACGCCGGCGGCCUUUGCACCAUCACCAUCGGUGUCGGCGGUGCCGAUGCCGUGGAAGCCCUCGUCGGUGCCCCGUGGGAGCUCAAGGCGCCCAAGGUUCUCGGCGUCGAGCUCACCGGCAGGCUCGGCGACUGGGUUUCGCCCAAGGAUGUCAUCCUCAAGCUGGCCGGAGAGCUCACCGUUCGCGGCGGUACCGGCUCCGUCGUGGAGUACUUUGGACCUGGCGUUGACACCCUCAGCCUGACCGGCAUGUCCACCAUCUGCAACAUGGGGGCCGAGGUCGGCGCGACGACGUCGAUUUUCCCCUACACCGACGCCUCCGCCCGCUACCUUCGUUCGACGCGACGCGGCGACGCCGUCGACAAUGUCGAGGCGCUGCAGCGAUUCCCCGGUCAGUCCAUCUCCGAGGACGCCAAGUUCUGCUUCAGGGCCGACGAGGGCGCCGAGUACGACCAGGUCAUCAAGAUCAACCUCUCGGAGCUCGAGCCCUACAUCAACGGGCCCUUCACUCCCGAUCUUGCCACACCCCUGUCCAAGUUCAAGCACACCGUCAAGGACCAGAAGUGGCCCGAGAAGCUGUCGGCCGGACUCAUCGGCAGCUGCACGAACAGCUCAUACGAGGACAUGACGCGCGUCGAGAGCCUGCUCAAGGAGGCCGCCGGCGCAGGCCUGAAGCCCGCCGCCGACUUUUACAUCACCCCCGGCAGCGAGCAGAUUCGCGCAACGCUCGAGCGGGACGGAACCUUGGAAACCUUGGAGGGUGCCGGCGGAAUACUGCUGUCGAACGCUUGCGGACCGUGCAUCGGCCAGUGGAAGCGCCAGGACGGCGUCGAGAAGGGUACCUCCAACGCCAUCCUUUCGUCCUACAACCGCAACUUUCGUGGUCGAAACGACGGAAACCCCGAGACGAUGAACUUUCUUGCCUCGCCCGAGAUCGUCACCGCCAUGGCCUUUGCCGGCUCCACGACCUUCAACCCCAUGACGGAUGCGCUCAAGACCGCCGACGGCAAGGACUUUCGCUUCUCCCCGCCGCACGGCCAAGAAGGCCCCGACGCGCCCUUCGAGUCCGGUCUCAAGUCUCUCGGCGUCCUCUCUCAGCAGCCCGACGCCAAGGUCCCCGUUGCCAUCUCCCCCACCUCGGAGCGCCUCGCCUUCCUCGAACCUUUCCCGCCCUUCCCCGAUGCGGACAUCACCGGACUCCGGGUCCUCGUCAAGGUCACGGGCAAGUGCACCACCGAUACCAUCUCCGCGGCCGGUCCAUGGCUCAAGUACAAGGGCCACCUGCCCAACAUCAGCACCAACACGCUCAACACGGCCGUCAACGCCGAAACGGGCGAGGUCAACGUCGCAUACGACCUCGACGGCUCCAAGCACACCAUCCCCGCGCUUGGUCAGCGCUGGAGGGAGCGUGGCCAGGAGUGGCUCGUCGUCGCCGAGCAUAACUACGGCGAGGGCUCCGCCCGCGAGCACGCCGCCCUCCAGCCCCGCUACCUCGGCGCCCGCGUCGUCCUCACGAAGUCGUUUGCUCGCAUCCACGAGACCAACCUCAAGAAGCAAGGCGUCGUUCCGCUGACGUUUGCCAACGAGGCCGACUACGAUCGUAUCUCCGCCGGCGACGAGGUCAGCACCGUUGGACUCUACGACAUGCUUCGCAACGGCGGCAAGGGCGACGUUCAGUUGAAGGUGAAGCGGGCCAGCGGCGAGGAGUUUCUCGUACUCACCAAGCAUGCCGUCAGCAAGGACCAAGCUCUGUUCAUCCUCGCAGGCAGCGCCCUGAAUUUGCUGUCGAAGGGACAGUAG